Molecule: messenger RNA, 3076 nt
Organism: Colletes gigas
Lineage: Eukaryota; Metazoa; Arthropoda; Insecta; Hymenoptera; Colletidae
Exons: 5
Coding region: 214-1164 (316 amino acids)
Biological process (GO): negative regulation of amyloid precursor protein biosynthetic process
Cellular component (GO): Golgi apparatus; extracellular exosome; plasma membrane
Molecular function (GO): amyloid-beta binding
Source: RefSeq, a predicted model, not a curated record
UCGGUUGCAUUUGUAUGUAUGCAGUUUAUUCUGGAAUUCUGUGGGCUCCGGUACAUUGUACUCAAGUGCACAUUGUAUUUGAUGUUCGAACGUUUGUCAAAGUGCGGUGAUCGUCAAUUGUAAUUGCACGAUCGGGCGUACGAAAACAAAUUUCGUGCGAAAGGUGUGCCAAUAAUUAAAUUGGAAUAGGACCGAAUCAAAACAUCCAUCAAUAUGACGGUAUUCAUAAAGGUCCUUGGCCAGAAGACGGACAAAAUGGAACAACCGUUGUUUGUCGAAGAAAACGUACCGGAAGAAACAAAGAAGGACCCGGAAGCACAACUUCAAAAAACUAACGUUGGAGGCAAAUAUAUUGUCUCCCGAUGGAGUAUACGUGGUAUUCAUGUUACGGCAACAUUUUUGCUAUUUCUUGUCGCGUUAAUGAUUCUUAUGAUUGGAAUUAUUGGCGGCCUAUACAUAUACAGGCAGUGCGCACGAACGCAAAUGCAUAGAUUCAGAACGGGAUGGUACAGCAUCCCUUAUGAUAACUCGAACAAAACUCCCUAUGCUAGCAAUAGAGUUCAUCAGGGAUUAUUAGCGGAUUCUGAUUUAUUUAAAAGUCUGACAAGAGCCACUGAACAAGAAACUUUGGACAUUGAGAAAAAUUUGGAUAAUGUUAUCAGAAGGAGUUCCUUUUUUAAGGAGCAAUUUGAAAUUGAUUUGGAGAAUGAGCAUUAUGAGAAGAUUUAUGUGCCUGAUUUUCGUGGUGGACGCCAAGGCCGGUUCAUACAUGAUUUUAGUAUUAAUAAAACUGGCAUAAUUGAUAUCGACGGGCAAUGCUGUUUUGUUAUGCCAUUAAAUCGUCAAAGAGUUUUACCACCACGCAGUAUGUACGAUCUUCUUAGGAAAAUGUAUAACGAUUACUAUGAAGUAGACACAGAAAUUGUACGAGAAACAAUGAGAGUAAUUUUACCACCGAUCACUGAUUUAUCUACUGUUGGAACAUUCAUAGCUCGUGAAUGCCAAGAUUUACCAACAUAUAUGCUGGCAAAAGUAAAUUCGAAUGUUGUGAAGCGUAGCAUAUCGAGUGGUGUGUUUGGACAGUUUGCAGGGAAGAAUAUUAUAGAAUUUGAUAUUUUGAAUUUAGAUGAUGUUACUGCGUAUAAAAACAGCUCAAAAAAUUGAACAAAAGGAAUUUCUAAUUAUUCUAGAAUAUUUACCACCAGUAGAUCAAUGUAUAAAAAUUAUAUCCAGCCCAGCAAACUUAGGUAAAUCCAACGUGAAUUCCAGCAAAUUAGUCCUGUUUUUAACAAUCUCUCUUUCUAUAAGAAUUCUCUGAUCGAUAACUAUUUAUUUUUAAAGGUACGUUCACAUUUAGUCUUCCCACCGUUUCCAAUUUUAGCUUUAAAUCAGUAAAACUAUAAUGAAAAUAAAACAUAUUAGUUAAUGUACAUCUGUUUAACAUUUCAUGAGACUUUAAUUUAGCGGCAGACUGAUUAUAAGUGGCUGAUGCGAUUAAAGAGCUAUUGCGUUUUAACAUUAACGUUGAUUAAGUUCCAGAGAAACGCUGAUGGUGCUUAUUCAUAAGGUAGAAUUGCAUAUUUUUAUUUGUUUAUUGACUUCUUAUGCUUAAAUUAUUUAAUACGCAACUCUAGUAAAAUGAUAGAAAUACAUGUUGAAAUCGGUAUAUACUCAAUGCAUAAUCGCACGAUUGAAUGAUUAACCUGUGAGCUGGGGAAGACAACUUAUCUUGUCUUAUGGAAAUGUUUUCGCAUCGGGCAAGACGAGUCAAUUCGUUGCAAGCAAUAAUAAUUAUACUUGUACAGAAAAGAUAAACAUAUCAUUCGUUUUUCACUGUUACUACAAAAGUAGCCUUCUCUCUCAAUAGGGCCGAGUACAGGAUUUUACUGGGAAUAUUUUCCCGAGAACUGAAAUACUUCUCACCUGCGUCUCUAUUGAGAGAGAGAAAGAGAGAGGACUGCGUAUGUAUUUGUAUUAGAAUCAAAUAGCGUCAUAUUCACAUUUGUUGUGGGUAAAACGAGUGACUCGUCUUUACUGAUUAUAUACAGUGCGUUGUUGGUCGAAGAAAUGCAACCCAGUUAGCAAGUUAAUAAUUGUACAAACUAGAAAUUAUAUUGUUUCACCAAUCAUGUACUAGUUCUAUAAAUCACGAAUGAAACAUUUUGACAAAAAAAAAAGGACAUUUUUAUGAAUAUGUUUAAAAUCAAUGAUUAUUUAAUGACUAAUUCAAAUAUGUUUAUACAAUAUCUGUUUUCCCAUUAGAUGAUAAUAAAUGUUGUAUAACAAAUACGUGUGAUCUGUUGAAAGAAAGUUAACAUUUAAAAUAUGUACCGAAGAUUAUGAGAUAUGGGUAAUAAAGUUACUGUGACCAGAUCAGUAGAACGAAGAUUGAAAUUUGAAGCACGUGAUUUAGUAGCUCUAUAAUGAACUUCCUUUCUGUUUCUUUUUAACAUUCCUCUUGCAAAUUUCAAUUCCAUUGAUGUCUCAUCGUAAAAGACUUCUAAACUGUAGAAGGAAGUUUGUAUAGUGGUAUUUUAUCAAGUUUGUUUAUUUAAAAGUUAACGCGAUAUGGUACAUGCAUGGUUAUUUAUUUGUAUAAUAAAAAUAUUUAACAAGUAUCUUUUGUUUGCGACUGUUAGUAAAUAAUUUUUUGAGUUUUGGUACUCGUAACUAAACUGAUUUGAUGAAACAAAGAAAUCGGCGUCAGUAACGUUUGUUUUAAUAUUACAAUGCAAUUAUACAGUAUUUAAAAUUGUGAUGAUCAACAUGUAUAUACGAUUUUUAUUUACAUUGCCAAAUCAUUUACCAAAUAAUUUCAAUAGAGUUUUCUAUAAAUGAAAGCGACAAUGAUACUCAGAGAUAUCUUAUGAAUUUUAUCCUACGUAUUAUUACAGACAAACAAAAUAUUCUUAUAUAAAUAUUCAUUUGUCUUCUAUAGGAGAAAAUAAUAAAUGAAGUGAUUAUCAGGAUUAGUUACUUGUUCUUUAUUUUUCCAUUUGUUAUAAAAAUGCAACAUAUGUAAAAUGUUAUUUAUUGUAUCUAGAAUAUUAAAUAAACAAUGAGAAAGCUGUAACCA